CCUUUCUUUCUUCAGCGUCAGCGGCGUCUGCAUUUUCUGCCGUCGCAUUGCAUUCUUUUCUUUGUUCUCGUUCUCGCUCUCCGGCUCUCGCCUUCUUUCUUGGAAGUUGGAACGGUUUAGAUUUUUGAUACCUCGUGGUCUCGCGCUCGUACUCUUUUGUUUUUGCGUACGAAUUUUACUGGAAAUCGUCAUCUAUGUUCUAUGACUUCUAUGAAGUCAUUGAAGUGUCGCGAGUUGCGUAAGCAUUGAAAAGUAAUGGUUCGUAUUUUGUAAAGUAUUUCGAUACCGAAAGCUUCGAGUGUUGUGAUAUGAUAUUAGAUUCUAGACUCUAGUUUGUUCUUGAAUCUAAUUGCUCUGAUACGUUCGCCGGUUCUCGCUUCUCGAUCACGUUGAACUGAAAAUAAGUUCGUAGAUCGCUCGUAUAUUUUACCAAGUAUUUUAAAUAAUUCACUUCAGCGGCUUUUUGCUAGGACGACUAUUAGCUGAUUUUCAGGUUCCAGAAUAAGAUAUCUACUCGAUUGAAUGCGAUUUCUUGUUGCGUGAAAAUUGGAAUAUUUACGAAAUAUUGUUGAACUUUUCGCGUUAACGGACGAAAAUGUGGAGCGAAGAAGAGUCAAGUGAUUCAGAAUUCGAAGCUCGAUACCUGGAACAUGGUGAUUGUAAACCAAUUUCUGCGCCAAGGUUGGAAACAAUGGCAUCGGUUAGCGCAGCAAUCGCUUUAUGGAAUCACGCCACCGUCACGAUGCCUCGUUUAAUCAGAAAUAACCCGUUUGAUCGUUUGAAAGGAGAAAUACUCAAAUGGAUUGACGAAUUACCGGUGCCCAAGUUGUUAUCUGAAUCGAUCGAACGCCAUUUGCACGCCCUACAGCAUAAUGCAAAUCUCUGGUUAUACUACAUUUCUGAAGAAGUAUUUGACUGGGCAAUAGAAAGACCUGUCCUUUAUCAGCUCGUCAACUAUAUUAUUUGGCAUUCCAGUGGAACCGUCAAUUCUGCAGAAACGGCUCGAAAUUUAUUAAAAUCUGAUAAAUUGACAAUUACGAUGAAGUUUCACCUUGCGUGUAAGUAUUGUCUGCGCGAAGAAAUAGAAGAAAUAUGGCCCAUGGUGAGAGAUGACCACCACCUCGUUAGCCAAUUUCAGUUCUCUGAGUACGCCUUAGUAUAUUAUUGGAGAUAUUACUGCGCUGAUAAUUUGGAUAGAAUACAAACACCGGGAAAUGCGAGUAUCGAUGAGUUCAUGAUUAAGAUAAGGUCUGUCAAUAACUGGCCAGCCAUCGAGUACUUUUUUGACCGUUUAGAUGCAGAAAAACAAAUUACACAAACUAUUUGGUCGAUUGACGAGCGCGAAUCAUCUGUUCAGAAAUUCUUAUUGGCGAAGCUUGAUGAAUCUCAACGUCUGCGUGUCAUCGCCAAAAGAGGUGUCAAAAUCCUAGAUAACUACAUCUUGUAUGGAAGUGUAAUUGAUAAGGAAGGUGAUUUAACAAUUUCAACGUGGUAUGAACUUCGUGAUUUCAUCACCGAAAAGCAAUUCGUUAAAUUAAUUACCGCGCUGUUAAGAACCGAUGGUGAAGAUUUUAUUUUAACAGAAAUUUGGAACUCCGCUCGAGACGAUUUCAAGCGUCAUACUAUUUUGAAGUACGGCGAUGAUGGUUUCAUUAGAAAAAUAUUGGAUUGGUGCGUUUAUAGAUCGAAUCAGAGCACCACUUUUCUAUCAGUUGUGUUGAUGAAUCACGUUAGUGCAGACAUUAGACGAGAAAUCACGAAGAAGACAUUUUUCAGCGAAUGGUGCGAAAGAUUAAUUCGUAGAAAUGCUGUAGAAGUGCUUGACCAGCUGAUAAACUCGUGUUUUCCCGCAGCAGAAGAAUCGACAAAAUUCAAACUAACUCUCACCAAAACUUCGUAUUUUGGUAAACACUGCAAAUCACUGGUGGAUUAUCAUGAAACCCAAGAGCUGGCGAAUUUGUUGAAUGUAGUCUUCCCAAAAACAGAUCCUUCAUCGGUACAAUUAGUACGUAAAUUGUUGAACAAAUGUUUGGGAAUUCUCGAUCAGCAAUGUUUGACUUAUUAUUCGACUGGUAAUUUGAAAGGAUUGAUUAAUUUACUUGCUCCGCUCGCCUCAUCGUAUCCAGAAAUCAUUUCCAACUACAAAAGUAAACUACUCAUGUCACGUGCUGGUUUCAAUGCUUGUGUAAAGCAUUUCGGUUCGACGAAUUAUGUGUUGGUUGAAAUUAUAGCCGAUGGUAUUCCAGCUAAUCAGGCUGCCGAGUUCAAAAAAAGGAUUAUUUGUUCGUACGAGGGGAUUGACAAACUGCAGAAUAUGUUGAUCAAUGGGUAUUCGAGCAGGGCGAAAAAAUGGGCUUGCUUAUUUCUCGAAUCUGACACUGAUAAAAAGAUCUUGAGGACGUUAUUGAUCGAUCGCCUGAAAGAAGGAAAACGUGAUGUUCCUACCAAAACAAGAAGAAGGUUUUUAGAGUUCUUAUUGUAAUUAUUUUCAAAUAUGCGGUGAUUAGUUCAUUAAGUUCUUAAAGUUGGUAUUCUUGUUGGCCUAUUAUUACAACUAUAUUUUUAAAAUGUUUUAACGCGUUUUUACUUGUGGCGUUCUUGUUUUGUUCGUUUUUUUUUUUUUUUUUUUUUUUUACAUUUCUGUUAUCCCAAAAAACUGAUUCAUGGUGUUGUCGAAUGAGUAUGAUCAAGAGUAUUAGUUUAUCUUGAACGUUUCGUAGCAUUAUUGUUCAGAAAAAAAGUUUACAAUAAUUUUAUCAAUAAUUUGUUUCGUAGUUAUUCAGGAUUGUUUUUCGUGUUACUCACUUGAGUACCUACUACAUUUAUGAGUUAGUUUUGUACUAUGUAAUUGAGUUGUGACCUGAAUUUCGUUCGUUUUUCCAUAUCUCUGUUAUUGGCGUAUUAAGUGAAUCGGUGGGUACGGAAAGGGGCUAAGUCACAUUUUCGCAUUUUUCAGGAAUAACAAAAAACUGAUUUAUUUGAAAAUCAAAAAUUUUUGGUAAACAUGUUUAAGGUCAUUGAAAGAGGACCCCAAGACACAAUUUUUAGCACUGUUUAGAAAAAAAAAUAUUCACGUGCGCCGGCGCUGUUGCUGCCUAAACAAAUGGGACUUAGACCCUUUCUGCACCCAAUCGACAAAAUUUCUUUUGAAAUUGCUCGGGCACGAAUGGGGCUUGAUUCUACAUCUAAGUACAUCAUUUAGACUGCUAUUUCGUUUAAAUUGACCGAAAACCCCUUUAGUUCUAAGACUUUUUGCCGAAGUUGUUAAUUUUUUCAUCAUUUUUCAGUUCAGAGAUUAACUUAAAUUUCAAAAAAUGGUCUUCUCAAAAAUGUUGGUUAUUUUUCAAGGAAUUUAAAAAAUUUUACAAAAAAGUCAUAAAUGCGGAUCCGCCCUUUUUCUGCGCCCAAAUACCACUUUCCCGGCAGUUUUGUGGAAAUCUGACAUCACCAGUCGAUCCGCCGUACUUUAAAACCCCUAUAUCGGUGAAAAAAAAAAUUUCCAAAAAUGUGACUUGCUCCCUUUCUGCACCCACCGAUUCAAGUGUUGAGUGUUGAAAUAAUAUUGGUUUUAGAAGGUCUCGUAAUUGGAAAUAAUUUUAGAAGGAAUUAAAUUUUAAACGCCUGUGUACUGAUUGAUUUUUUUCACGAUUAAUCUUUCAAAAUACUUAAUGUCGUUAAAAUCGUCAAUUAAAUUCUUUUACAUUUUUUGAAAAUUUGUUAUGUUGAAAAUAGUUUAUUAUUCGCCCAAUUCCAUUCCAUAAGUAAGGACUUUGAAAGUGAAAAUAAAAUCAAAAAUUGAAAUGAUGAAAAUUGUAUUUUAGACAUCUGCUGGCUUGAAAAAAAUCUUGAGAUGUUUGAAGACAUUAAGAACAGCGAAAAGCUUGAAUAUAAAAUUCUGCCUAGCCCACCGCGCCCCUCUCAAAAAAUCCCAAAUGUUUGAGAAAUGUCCUGCUAAAAUCAUGUUUUUUCAUUUUGAAAUUUUUUUAGACGCCCUAGCUGUAGAUCCGCACAUUUUACUCGAAGGGGAAAAUAUCUCGAAAUGAAAAUUUUCAAAUAUUCUAGCUCUCGAUUCGCUCGGGCCAAUUUGUUUCACAUUUUCAGGCUUCCAAAAAUCAAAAAAAAAAAAAAAAAUUUUCAUAAGUCAUAUGAAUAUUGUAUCAAAUGGCCAAAAUUGAUGCAUGUUUUAUUUAUUUAUUUUUAAUUUAAAAAGUGAAUUAUCGAAGUUGAGCUGUUUUUUAUACCCAAAGAAGUAUCCAGUUCGAAGAGAAGCUCAUGAAAUAAAAUCACCCCCCCCCCACCCCAAUGUCUCUUCUAUGAAAGUGUGGGGUAUGCAUAGAAAAUGGAAAAAAAUGGUCUGGAAAAAUGUAAAAAUUUUUCUGGAAAACCUGGAAAAGUCAGGGAAAAUCAUUUCCAGAAAUGAGUGUACACCCUGUUAUAAAUGUUGAAAUUUGAAAUUCCAAGUAAUUUUGAAAAAAUCGGACCUGCAAUAAAAAAUUUUAAAAUUAAUGUUAAAUAAAUUGUGGAGAAAAAAUCGCAAAUUGAUAGAAAUAAAAUUGAAACAAUAACAAGCAUGAAAGAAAAAGUUGAAAUUUCGAAAAAAUUGAUCUGCAAUUCGGGAUAAAAACAUUCGGGAUUUUGGGUUGGGGAUUUCACCUGAAAAAUUUCGUUAGAUACCCUGAACAUGGACCUUCGUCCCUCAAUCAGCAAAAAUACUUAACGAACUUGAAAGGGAAAUUAUUAUUGAAGUCAGUUUCAUGCGUUGACUGGUUUUUUCAUGUCAAUGAAAUCUCCAAUGAACUGUUGUGAGGGCUCGUCAAAUUUCAAUAUUUUUCAGAGAUUGAGUAGAAAAAGUAUACUAAAAUCGGAAAAAUGAAUUUGAACGUCUUGAGUCUUGU
Planococcus citri (citrus mealybug) is the source of this 4895-nucleotide messenger RNA. RefSeq lists its product as uncharacterized. The record is from RefSeq and is a predicted model, not a curated record. The transcript is spliced from 3 exons. Bases 596 to 2482 code for a protein of 628 amino acids. Lineage: Eukaryota; Metazoa; Arthropoda; Insecta; Hemiptera; Pseudococcidae.